UUUGAUAACGCAAACGCACUAACACACGAAGCUUUCAAACUUUCUUAAAAUGGUUUAUUUGAUGAAUUAUUCGAAUUCAUGCUUCCCGUAAAAAAUUUUCGAUCAGAAGUGAGAUAAAUUUGAUAGAAUAUCAACUAGUGAAACAAUGGAUCCAAAUAUUUUGAUCAAUUUAGCCAGAGACAAAACAUCUUUGACCGUUGCAUCUACAGACCGAACAUGCCGAUUGUACACUCCCGGUGAAGUUGUGUCUCCUUUGAGUGAUUUUAUGCGCGGGCAUGGUACAUACCCUGAAGAUGAUCAACUGAAAGCUUCCGUGGCUGGAAUUAAAGAAGAAAUCGGACGAUUAAUCUGCGUGAAACCGUUAAAAGCCCGAUAUAAUGGUGAAGUAGGAGAUGUGGUAGUUGGCAGAAUUACUGAAGUUACCCAAAAACGUUGGAAAGUUGAUACAAAUUCUAGACUUGAUUCUAAUCUACUUCUAAGCUCCGUCAAUCUUCCCGGUGGCGAAUUAAGAAGACGAAGCGCUGAAGAUGAACAGAUGAUGAGAAAAUAUUUAGUAGAAGGAGAUUUAAUUAGCGCCGAAGUACAGAGUAUAUUUCAAGAUGGGUCUUUAUCUUUGCAUACACGAAGUUUUACUUAUGGAAAACUUUCUCAAGGAAUCCUUAUCAAAGUCUACCCAGCUUUAAUUAAAAGAUGCAAAACUCAUUUUCAUCACCUUCCUUUCGGCGCUAGCGUGAUAUUAGGAAUGAAUGGAUUUAUAUGGAUCUGUCCAUCCACCAGUAUAGAAAACGAUAGCAGCGGAGGAUUCACUCAGGAUUUGGAAGAAAAAAUUCCUAAACCUGAUCGCGAAGUCAUAGCUCGUUUGAGAAACUGUAUACUCGCUUUAGCUGCCAGCAAAAUUCCUUUGUAUGAUACCACUAUUACUUACGCUUAUGAAGAAUCCAUGAAAUAUGAAGAUCUCAGCGAUCUCUUAAAUCCGGAAGCUAUGUUAGAUAUUGCCAUAUUAACUCAGCAAAGAAGAUUACAAAUGAUGGAUGAUUCGUGAAUAUUCUUCCACAACUCUACAAGUUAUAUUUGAAUGUUUUUUUUUUCAAAUUUUGUUUUGAAUUUUUUUAGGAAUAUAUUACAAUUUUUGCGUA
Molecule: messenger RNA, 1136 nt
Organism: Planococcus citri (citrus mealybug)
Lineage: Eukaryota; Metazoa; Arthropoda; Insecta; Hemiptera; Pseudococcidae
Gene: Rrp4
Product: Rrp4
Exons: 6
Coding region: 146-1042 (298 amino acids)
Biological process (GO): poly(A)-dependent snoRNA 3'-end processing; exonucleolytic trimming to generate mature 3'-end of 5.8S rRNA from tricistronic rRNA transcript (SSU-rRNA, 5.8S rRNA, LSU-rRNA); nuclear polyadenylation-dependent rRNA catabolic process
Cellular component (GO): cytoplasmic exosome (RNase complex); nuclear exosome (RNase complex)
Molecular function (GO): RNA binding
Source: RefSeq, a predicted model, not a curated record